AUGGACGCAGUGGAUAACAUCACGCUCUACUCUGAAAACCGAUUCUCCAGAGAGCAGAUCUACGUGAAGUUGAAAGAUGUGAACAACUUGCAUCGAUUGUUCCCGGACAAGCUCUCUAACCUGCACGGGUACCACAUGCGUGUUGGUGUAAAGCAAAAUGACUAUCCUUACAACAUGAUAUGGGAUGAAGUCACGCAGACAUGUUUCCUUACAGAUCGUUCAGGAAUAGUGAAAUUUCUUGAUGAUCAAGGUAUAGUAAACUAUGCCAUCAUACCUGUACCCUCGAGCGCGUCGGACCGAGUCAAUGACAUCACUCUCUACACCGAAAACCGAUUCUCUAAGGAACAGAUCUACGUACCGUUGGGAGAUCUAAACAACUUGCAUCGACUGUUCCCGAACAAACUAACCGACUUGUACGGCUUUCACAUUCGCAUAGGUGUUAAAGGAAAUGAUUACCCUUACAUGCAUAUUUAUAAAGAUCCGGAAGAGUUUCGUGGCCUUUUAAACAUAAUGUUCCGCGAUAUUGGACUACAGAUUUUAAACCUGUCCUACUCGAUAUUUCAUCAAACCAAUGAUCGCUACGAUGCUGACGUGUAUUAUGACAUAGCCUUUCAGCGUGAACAUUUCCAGCACGAGUUUGCAUUCCGUGACAUGGGUGGCAUGUGUAUAUCUUGUCCAGAGAAUUAUCUCAGAAAUUUCUUUCCCCAUCUGCUGAAACCAUUCUCUAUCGGAGCAUGGCUUUUCCUGGGAGGAGUGUUUGUAGUUUGUUGUCUGCUACGUUUUUUCUUUCCUACCAUGUUUCGACACGAUCUGAUCCUGCAAACGUUCUUUGGUGUGGUUGGCAACGAGUACAACCAGACUUAUCCUGCUCGAGCAAUCCUUUUAGCUCUUUCUUGCCUAUCGUUCUUCUUUGCCAGGGCGUACUGUGCCAAAAUCCUGGCACUUGUGUCACUGGGCAAAUUCUACAGUCGACCAGAAACGGUUGAAGACUUCAUGCAGACACCCUACUAUAUGCUGGCAGUACACAAAGAAACGCUUGUAAAGUUUAAUCUGGAUGACUUCCAUUCAAAAAUUCUUACACCAGAAGUAUUUGAGCGGGAAAGGAGAAAGCGUGGUGUAGCGUACCACCUGGCAUACUGCUCUCUGCAGCGUUGCGGCGAAGCACUGCUGCUCUCAUCGCCGUUGCACCAAAUCUUCCGCCAUCCAUUUUUUACCAUCAGGGAAAUGGCUGUUCCGAAUCCGCACAGGUUACAGUUUGCCAAAAACUCACCGAUCGUUACGGUGAUGAAUCGUUACCUUGGAUUAUUUUAUGAAAGAGGCUUGUGGACAUACUAUUUUAAUGACUAUUUGCGCAUUUUGGAUCAGAUACCACAGCCAAAAAAUGAAUUUAAGCAAACGGUAUUUUAUUUCUAUGAUUUGAAAACCUUAUGGAUGUUUUUGUUAGGUGGCUGGGCGAUCAGUGCCGUUCUAUUCCUAAUGGAGCUGUUGAGCAAGAAACGUCGUAUGGUAUCAUGA
Molecule: messenger RNA, 1515 nt
Organism: Anopheles maculipalpis
Lineage: Eukaryota; Metazoa; Arthropoda; Insecta; Diptera; Culicidae
Exons: 2
Coding region: 1-1515 (504 amino acids)
Source: RefSeq, a predicted model, not a curated record